AUGGCGCCCACUACCAUGACCCCCAUGAACAUGUCCCUGUUCGUCCGCUCUCGGGAGAACUGGGAUGAUCCAGAGAGGGAAGAAUUCCUCGGCUGGUAUAUUGCCGGUUGGGCGUUGGGAAUGUUUGUAAUUCUCAUUCUUGUGUUGAAGUUUGCGCGUCACAAGGAGAGGAUCAUGCCCAAGCUCCAAACCUGCAAGGAGAACUUGGAGGAUCUGGGGGAGAAAAUGACGUGGAAGCCGUCGAAGACCUCCACGGUUAUCGCUAAGCCACCGUCGGCUCAUGUGGCUAAUCACCACGUUGAGGAGGUUUCGGAGGUGGAUCGCAUCACUGCGGAUCUGAGCCCUAGUUACCUCCAGAAGACUACUGCGGUCAUGGGGUAUACUUAG
Messenger RNA from Penicillium nucicola, 387 nucleotides. RefSeq lists its product as uncharacterized. The transcript is spliced from 3 exons. Lineage: Eukaryota; Fungi; Ascomycota; Eurotiomycetes; Eurotiales; Aspergillaceae. The record is from RefSeq and is a predicted model, not a curated record. Bases 1 to 387 code for a protein of 128 amino acids.